Molecule: messenger RNA, 4285 nt
Organism: Dryobates pubescens (Downy woodpecker)
Lineage: Eukaryota; Metazoa; Chordata; Aves; Piciformes; Picidae
Gene: MBOAT1
Product: membrane bound O-acyltransferase domain containing 1
Exons: 13
Coding region: 296-1780 (494 amino acids)
Biological process (GO): lipid modification
Cellular component (GO): membrane
Molecular function (GO): acyltransferase activity
Source: RefSeq, a predicted model, not a curated record
ACGCUGCAGGAAUGGGGGAGGGUUACUCCCGCCUUUCAAAUUCGAAUCCGUCACAGGGGACCGGGGACGACGGGAGGCGGCAGGUGAUGUCCCGGCGACACCAUCCGCUCUUGCCGCUGCCCGCCCGCUGGGCGCUCCCGUCCCCCACCCCCGGCCGUUGGCAGCGUCGCCGCCACGCCCCGCCGAGCGCCCCCUGCGGCCCGGCGGCCGUCGCGGCGGGGUGGUGCGGUGCGGGCCGUGCCGGACCGGGCUGGGGGCGUGUGGCGGCGGUAGUGGAAGGUGGUGGGGAUGCAGCAUGGGCGAGUCGCCGGGAGCCCUGUACCGCACCACCGGCUCCACCUUGCUACACCCGCUGAGUGGGCUGCUGGGCAUCCCGCUGGACCAGAUCAAUUUUGUAGCCUGUCAACUGUUCGCCCUUUUGGCUGCGUUUUGGUUUCGUAUUUACUUGGGUCCCAAUCAUGCCAGCUCUGCUGUUCGCCAUGCAUUUGCCACCCUCUUUGGAAUAUACUUUGCUGUCUUCUGCUUUGGGUGGUAUUCCAUUCAUCUUUUUGUCCUGGUGAUGAUGAACUAUGGCAUUAUGAAUAUGGCGAGUAUUGCCAACAUUCACAGGUACUCCUUUGUGGUAGCCAUGGGAUACCUCACGUUGUGCCACAUAAGCCGAAUAUACAUAUUUCAUUAUGGUAUUCUCACUACAGAUUUUUCCGGUCCGCUGAUGAUAAUUACACAGAAGAUCACAACACUUGCAUGCCAGUUACAUGAUGGAAUAGGACGACAAGCUGAGGAACUCACUGCUGAGCAAAAUCGGCUUGCUGUAAAGACAAGACCUUCUUUACUGGAGUAUUUAAGUUAUCUCCUCAAUUUUAUGAGCAUCAUAGCUGGGCCUUGCAGCAAUUACAAGGAUUAUGUAGCCUUCAUUGAAGGGAGGCAUGUGCACAUGAAACUACUAGAAGUGAACUGGAAGCAGAAGGGUUAUGACAGACUUCCUGAUCCUUCUCCAACUGGAGCAGUGAUGUACAAGCUGUGUAUCACACUGGUAUCUCUCAUUUUAUUCUUGACGCUUACCAAGAACUUUCCUAUGGCGUAUAUUAUUGAUAAUGAAUUCCUUGAUAACACACCCUUCUUGUCAAGACUUGGUUACCUGUAUGUGGUAACACAGGCAGCAAAACCAAAGUAUUACUUUGCAUGGACAUUGGCAGAUGCAGUCAACAAUGCAGCUGGCUAUGGCUUCAGUGGAGUUGAUGAGAGGGGCACUUUCCGCUGGGACCUGUUGUCCAAUUUGAAUAUCUGGAAUAUUGAGACUGCAACAAGUUUUAAGAUGUACAUUGAAAACUGGAACAUUCAGACAGCUGCCUGGCUAAAACGCGUUUGCUACGACAGAGCUCCUUGGUACCCUACGGCGUUAACAUUUGUCCUGUCGGCCCUGUGGCAUGGUAUCUAUCCUGGAUAUUAUUUUACGUUUCUCACUGGAAUCCUUAUCACACUUGCAGCCAGAGCAAUAAGAAACAACUGCAGACAUUACUUCCUCUCGUCAGUGCCUCUCAAGAUCACCUAUGAUGUUCUUACCUGGGUUGUCACCCAACUGGCCGUUUGCUAUACUGUUGCACCGUUUGUUAUGCUGGCUGUUGAGCCCACAAUUAAGUUUUACAAGUCUAUGUAUUUUCACAUGCACAUUCUAAGCGUCCUGGUGUUGCUUGUGUUACCAAUGAGACCUCAAGCCCACUCCGUAAGAAAGCCUCAGAAUCAGGCCGUGCAGAACUCUGUUAAAAGCAAAGACAAAUGAUGCCUCCAAAGAAAAUUGCCAGCUUUGGGAAGUUGGAUUAUUGUGUUGGAAACAAACAAAGAAGAAGGAAUGCGGGUGGAACGAGGGUCAGAAUGGGUCAGACAUGUGGCAUUUCUGUUGGUUAUCUUAAAAACUUACUGGACAGGGCAGACAAGAGCCUGGACAGGGCAGACAAUUACUCCAGUCAGCAGAGCUUUUACAGGCAACGUUUACAGGCUCAUGGGGCAUUUUAUUUUCUUUUUUUUAAGAACUAUUUUUAUGAAGGUUUUUUUUUAAUAUAUUUAAACUUUUUCACACAGGCAUUUUUGCUCUUUUACAGAGAUAUGCAAUUAUUAGUCGAUGAUUUUGUGAUCAGAGGGACAGGAAGCACCCAGAAAAUACUUAGAGCAGCUGCCUGAUGGCCUGGUGCUGUGGACAGCUGGAAGGGGAUGUUUUUCAUUCUCUAACUAUGGAAAGAGAUGGUGCAAGUAGAAGACUGUGGACAUGGAAUUGUUCAAGGUGCUGGUGCUGACUUCUGCCUCUGUGGGGAAAAUAGGGAGAAGGGGUUUCCUGAGCAGUCUGCAGAGCAGGGACUGCAGCCUGAGCUAGGUAACAAAGGUAUUACACAUCCUUCAAUGUGAUACCUGCUGGUAAUGAGGGCAAGACAGGUCCCUCCCCAAAGAUAUUUUGCCAGUUAGCCAGUGUAAGAGUCUGCUUCUGUGAUUGUGACAGAGGAAACUGGGGGCCACAGGUUCACUGUGAGAUCUUGGAUAUGCCAGUCAAUAUGCAUCUAUCUUUCUACUCCCAGUGCUUUCUAACUGGUCUAUAAACCUUCCUGCAAUACUAAUACUGAUGAUAAAUGGAGAGUCAUAUGCUACAAUGUGUCUGUGUGGCCUUGCCUAAGAAAUUGAUAUGAUUUUAUGCUUCCUUUUCCCUGACCUGCAGAUGUCUGGGAGCACUGGGGACUGGAUAAGCCAAAAUAUAAAGUCAAGUAAAAGCAAAAAGGAAGAGAAGGGAGGGAAACCCAAUCUAGGGUAAAAGAAGGGACAUAUACCCUGUCAUCUGUAGAGCUGUGCUUCUCUAACGAUGCAGCUGGUGUCAUUGUUACACCAGCCUUACUUUGUGGUUUUAGCAUGACACAGCACUUCCAUUUGGGUAUCAAAAGAACUGAGGACUUGUGCAGAUUCUGUAUUUUAAAGCUUGCAAUUAUGGGUUAAAUCUGAGAAAGAUUUGUAACUGAUUGAGCUGCUCUAUUCAGAAAACAUCCUUUCUUAGGGAGGGGUGACUUCCCAGCAGGAUAACACUAAUAUGCAACCCGAACAGUAAUUUAUCAUAGUUAUAAUAAAUCAUUCUCUACAGAAUAUUGGGAUGUGAUAUGAUAAUGAUCAUCACAACAGUCAAGACCAAGUCCUUGUAUGAUCAUGAUAUGUGACUUAGCAUGUUGAUGCAAGUCUCCUUGCUUGUAAAUUCCUUGGCUUACAGGGAUGUUUUGAGGCUUAAUUUCUCCAAGCUUGUACAUUGAGAUGACCUGCUGCAAAAUGCUGUGCCAGGUUUUUUAUAUUUCACUUCUUUUAAAAUCCACUUACCCCAAUAAAACAGACUGAUAUGACACAUCAAAGCCAACUAAAACUUUGUUCUCCUUUUAAAUGACUGUUACCCAGGAAUGCUUUUAUCAGGAUUUUCUAGAAGAAAUUCCCUUGUUGAAGUGUUGGUGUUGCUUUAUGAUUUAAAUGAUGUGUGAUUGAGCAAAGAAUCUCCUGUUCAUGGCAUUCUGAUUUUCGUGUCAGACUAAGAUUUUGCAGAGUCCUAAUGUUUUGGGGAGAAGCAAAUUGGUGAAACCAAAACAAAAAAGGUGAGUUUUUUGUUUGCUUGGUCUUUUGGUUUUGCCCCUUUUUUAUGUUCCCUCUGGUGGAAUGUUUUUAUUCUGUGACCACCUCAUGAUUUAGAGCAUCGUUCAUGGGAGAGUUUAUUUGAUAAUUUAUUUAGAAGGCGAGAUGGGAUUAAAAGUUUGAUCUGAAUAAAGAAAUUGCUUUGUGUCACCACCUGGCAUUAUUAAUCACAAACAUCUACUGCAGAAAUGGGUGAAUGGGGGUGAGAUCCCUUGCUGGGUAUUGCAGAGCAGUUGGGCUUUAGAUCCUGCUCCUGCUGAAAUGGUGGCAAGAUGAACCCUGUUUGUUUUUGUGGCAGCUUGUCUCUGACAUGGACAGUCCUAAUUUGUGCAAGUGUCCUUGUGACAGCAGUUUUAGUAGCAACUUGAGCAUAUAAUGUUUCCCUUGAGAUCUGGCUGUGCCACUCCUUUUUCUUGUGGAAGCUGAACCAGGGCGCAUCCCCUGGGACAAUGGGGCUUUGGGUGCUGCUGGUCAUGGGAUCCCAUCGGCUGAAGCCAUCCUGUGUUUACCUCCAGAAACUGGAACAAAUAGUUAUGAGUGUUGGCAGAGCCAGCAUAAUGCACAUUAACUCUGGGCUUCAGAAAACCUGCAGAAGGUAGAUGCUUCAAGCAGGUUGGCUUCAGCACCUGCUUUUGGA